Messenger RNA from Mesorhabditis belari, 2622 nucleotides. The record is from the annotation of a GenBank genome assembly. Lineage: Eukaryota; Metazoa; Nematoda; Chromadorea; Rhabditida; Rhabditidae.
AUGUUGCCAAAUGAGGGCUUCCAGAAAUUGCUUUAUGAUUUGUUCUGUGUCUGGCAUGAUGUGAGAAGACAUUAUGAUCCACCGAUCACGGAUACUGAAGAAGAGAAAAUGGCAAAGGUGAAAAGUAUGAUUUGUCGUCUUCUUUCGGAGAUCGAUGGACGAGUGAAUCGAAUCAAAGCAAAUCAAGGAAAUGAGCCAAGAGAACAAAAUAGUCUACAAGUCACUGUACGAUCGGCUGAAGAUCGGGCACUUUUCGAUCGUCUAAAUCAAGCGCUCGUCGAACUCGUCAAUUACGCCAGAGAUUACCUCCCAGCAAUGGGCGAUUUCAGUGAUCCAUCGUAUAAAUACCUCAAAGAGACAAUGGACAACACAAUGGUUUAUUUACAUAAAUUGUACAGAACGAUGAACACCGUGGUUUUUAACACAAACGAAGAUAUAGAAACAUUCCGACAACAUCUCACAAAUUUUGGUGAAGAGACACUCAUUCCAUGCAUUGAAAUGUUCAAGCAAUACUGUAACUCGAAUUGUGAACGUUUAUGGAGAGAAGUUCGAGCAGCACAAGUUCUCCGAAUGAGAGAUCAAACAGCUUUACCCGAUCAACCAAUCACAACACUCGUCGCUUUUUAUUCAAAUAUGAUGUUCACAUUGGCUGUGUUAGCAGCUCGUUUACAAGGUUUUCGUUACGAUUUGACGAUAAACAAAAAAAUGUUUGGUCAUUUUGAUCCAGUGGUUCAUCUCUCCGAAGCUGUCUUUUCGGCUCUCGAGUUACUGAUGAGCGAUUGUGUUUUGGCAACAGAACCAUCAACAAAUGCUAUUCUCGUCACAAAUAACUUGUUUAGUAUGAACUGCGGUGCACUUGCUCGUGGUGUCGUUUUCAAGGAUUUUGAGAUACAAGUUGUAUCGGAAGAAACAGCAGAACAUAUACAGAAUGAAAUGAGAAAGGCUCGUUUACUGCAAGGAGCCACAUCAAUCGGCACUCCACCGUCAGCCGCUCUUCUCGCAAUGAAACCAACUUCUGGCACAAAGAGACCACAGCCGACUUCUACAGCACCUGAUCAACCAAACAACACAGCGCAUAAAAAGAGUGAUGUGAAUAGUAAAGAAUCGGUGAACAUCUAUCCAAUCUAUAAUGCAAAGAAUCGAUACUGGGCAGCCACAUAUCCUCAUUUAUUAUGCACGACAAGGCAAAAAGGGAGAACAUCAACGCAUAACUCUUAUCAAGAUCUCUCACCGGGUGGUGUCUAUGAGAAAACGUCAACCGGAAAGCGUCCUCUCUUCUAUUUUCAUAUCAAAGCCACUCUAUUUUCUCCAUCAGGCCGUUUCUCUUCAGCUCACACUUUAUCACUUCCAUUCACCAUUGCGACAAGAAGAAAUCAGGAUUGUCAAGUUCAACGAAUGAUGUCUUCAUAUACAGCAACAAUAUUCUGGUUGUAUGGAUGUCAUUUACAAGAUGGACUUCUUUUGCAAUGGUCUGAUCAAGGAAUGCAAUGGGAACAAUUUAAACAACUCUACAAGCAGCAUUUUAAAACAAAUGCUGAAGUGACAAGGGGAUUAGUUGAUUCGGAUUUCGAGUUGUUGCAGUACAAGUUGCAAUGUCAAGAUUGCAAGAGUGGCGACUCGGGAGCGAGGAUUAACGGGGCACAACAAAUCGUGACUUUCAAGAAUAUUCUUUGUCCUCAUCUUCGAUAUGAAUGUGGAUCGGUGAAUGUUCGCUUCUCGGUUUGGAGGGGAAUGCUCGAGUUAUUGCAAAUAUUUCACGAUCAACGGAAUAACGUUCGAAAGUUAUGGGAAAAGGGAUUACUACUUGGAUUCUUUGAAUUUGACCAGGUUGAUAAAUUACUGGAGAAGCGUCAAUCCACUCUCAUCAUGCGUCUUUCCUUUGUGACUGGAGGCACAAUCUGUUUCACGUUGAAGUCGAAUGCUCACGCAGUUGGCGCUGGGGACACAAAACCGAUCCAUUUGGAGCCAUUGGAUUUGAAAAAAUUACAAGCAAAAUGUUUAAGAGAUUAUCUAAGAGAUAUUGCUGAUGCGGAAAAGGUGAAAUACAUUUUGAAUUCACAAUUGGAGUUGGUUCGAAUCUGGGAAGUGUUACAAGAGAUGAAAGAUGGCGUGAAUGAGCCGGGAGCACAAGAAGGACAAGACUCGAGACAUAUUUCAUCGAAUGUCACUCAUUCGGGAGAUCUUGACGCUAUGCAACAUAUUAGAUUUACGGCAAUGCGAAUCGCUGUCGUAACAUGCAAAGUCAAGCCUCCAUCUGCCGAUUUUCCGCAAGAGGUUGAAGCAGCAGCUUUCGGGGGUCGUUUAUCGGCGCUUCUCUCUCCACACGAUGAUUUCGUCCGAGAGCUCGUUCAAUUGUGCAAUUUUCAUGGAAAGGGGAAACAAGAAGCAAUGGAUAUUCUCGAUUCAGUGGCUGAUAAUUAUUUCAUUCGACAAAGCACAGUCUCUUCAUCAAAUGCUUCCACUCCAUUCUCGAUGAGACCAUAUGACGAUCUUCGCGGUUCAACGCCAAAAAUCGAAUCACCAAUCUCAACCGUAAUGAUGUCAGCUCCGAUUUCUUCAUCGACAUCAAAUCCUAUUGAGGAAAUGGACACAAAUGGAUAUCGAUUUGAUUACAAUGCUUAU